AUGUUCCGUCGUCUUGGUCAGCAGAAUUAUCGAGCCGAAAGUCCAAGUGUCGACUUGAAUGGAUCGGUUUCUUUGUCGGUACACAGUGAUCUAUCUCCUCUUGAUUUGGACAGCUCUUCCACACGAAUCUCGUCCGAACUCGAAGACAUGUCGAUGACGAGCAAUAGCGAAAAGAACUCUGAAUCUAUCAGAGAACAUCGGAUUGUAGAAAAACCCGAGAUCGCUAUGAUUGUAGCCAAUAUCUGCAGGAAGACGAAAAUCCGACCGUAUCUCAUCAAUCUUGAUAUCGAUAUGCUAUCCGCUGAAGCCGUGCUACGCUACAAUAUCGAUCGGUCGAACAUAAAUGAGACACGUAUCGAUUGGUUACUUACCUACACAAAAUAUCAG
Ostertagia ostertagi is the source of this 387-nucleotide messenger RNA. NCBI's taxonomy places the organism in Eukaryota, Metazoa, Nematoda, Chromadorea, Rhabditida, Trichostrongylidae. The record is from the annotation of a GenBank genome assembly.